Nomia melanderi (Alkali bee) is the source of this 3045-nucleotide messenger RNA. RefSeq names its product Ring finger protein 11 (gene Rnf11). NCBI's taxonomy places the organism in Eukaryota, Metazoa, Arthropoda, Insecta, Hymenoptera, Halictidae. Gene Ontology annotation, biological process: ubiquitin-dependent protein catabolic process. Gene Ontology annotation, molecular function: ubiquitin protein ligase activity. Gene Ontology annotation, cellular component: ubiquitin ligase complex. The record is from RefSeq and is a predicted model, not a curated record.
GGACGGAUCGCUGGCCGAGCGAAUAGAUCGCACUGAGAGCGACGAUUGGGGUGCGAAAGAGGAGAAACGGUUGGCCCUCGGAUGGGAAGCGGCCUGUGUACGCGGUGUAUAGUUUAACGAACUGCAUUUCAAAUGUCGCUUCACGCGAUGUCGGUGUGACGAGGAGCCAAUCGCAGGUUAGUUGCCGGGUGUCUUCCGAACGAGGUGUAUGCGUGAUGCUUCCAUGAAGUCUUUGUAUCGCUGACAGUCGUUUUUCACUGAUUGGACGUCGGAAAAUGCGAUACGGUCACGGCGACGAAUCGCGGCGAGGUAUCUUUUACGCAGCAGGAUGCAAGCUGAGCAGUGUGUACUAAACGUUUGAAGAACGUCGCGAGAGAUGUGAAAAGUGCUUUUUUUCUUUCGCACGCACAACCUGGCGAAUAUAACUGGCCUGUUUUUCUUUCGAUCGCGUCUCGAUAGAUGCGUAGAGAGUCAGCUGUGGUUACGAGUACGUGACGGAUGAUGUUUCACUAGUAAAGGCCUCUGCGCCACCUUAUUUUGACGCGAGGAACGCGAACUGUCAUCCGUUCGAGCGAAGACGGAUCGCGUAACGAGAAUCAGCGCAAAAACAACGCGAUUUACCAUGGGGACAGAACUCUUAAUAUCCCACGUCGGUGUUAUCGCGAUUCUUUAAUCGAUGCUGGGAUAUUCACAAAUUGUACGGUGUUGUUCGAGGAACGGGAGAUUAGAGAUAACGUUCCCAUCAAAAUGGGAAAUUGUUUAAAGCGUGCUAGUGACAGUCAACAAGACAAUACUACGUUGGUGAGCAACAGUUCCGAUCCUGCGUUGCCCAUCGGCUCAUCGCGGGAAGACCAUGGACUACCAAUACCUUACAAUGAGUUGUUGAGUUCUUAUUACCCACCAACCGGUGGCCAUCCACAAUCGGUCACUUUGAACAGGGGCUAUGGAAUUGGUAUUGGCAUCACGGUAGAACCAACCAAUGAGCACAGAUUGUUAAGGGAAGAAGUGCUACGUGUACGAAUUAGAAAACGUCUGGGACUCAUUCAACAGCUGCCACUGCGAGAAUACGAUGGAGCUAAAAAGGAAGAGUGUGUAAUAUGUAUGAUGGAUUUAUUGGCUGGACAAGAAGUGCGUUAUUUACCCUGUAUGCACACUUAUCAUGCAAUCUGUAUCGACGAUUGGUUACAACGUUCCCUAACGUGUCCAUCAUGUAUGGAACCAUUAGACGCUGCCUUGAUUAGCUCGUAUCAUCCAACCACUUAACGCCGAAAAACCGAAAAUUGGAGUAGCUAAUGGGUAAUCAAAUUAUUCUAUCAUGGUAAACAGUGCAGCUGGGAAGAACCGUUAAUAUUACUAUUGCAUAUAAUGGCUUCCAAACUAGUGAAGGGGCCUUCUCUCAUUAAUGGCCAAUUAUAUUUGCCAUUGUAUUCAACGUAUCCACGCACGUGCUGAGUAAUAAUAAUACUUGUAUUAUAAAGAGUUGCAAAUGUCUUCUGUAUAGGUCAUUCCCUCUUACAGGGUGAUGUUCUCCACGUGGAUCAUUGCAAUAAGAAUAUGGUGUAUUUACAGUCAAAAAGCAAUCGCCAUAGUCUGUUAGUUUCCUGUGAAAUCUAAACUAGAUUUUUGUUUUCUUACUGCUGAAAAGAUAUUCUAUUUUAUGCUCAAGUGAGCUGAGUAACUAAAAAGAAUGUAACGGUGUGUUGCUAAGGCUAUUUUAAGUUAAAUGAAGUAGUACCUACUUGACCAUUGUUAUUUGGUGAAGUAGCGAUAGACGAUUAUAUAAAUAUAUAUAUUUAUAUAUAUAUAAAUUAUAUACAUAUAUAUAUAUACAUAUAUAUACAUACAUACAUACCACACAGAGAUACAAACACGCAUAUACAUACACAACACACGUACGUAUACACAUAUUGCGAAUAUCGUAAACGAUAACGAUGUACUACAAAAUAUCACACUAUGUAUAUUUUUAACUAUAAUUCCACUCGUUUCAUAUUUUCAGAUACUAAAAACAUAUUUUCAGAUUAUAUCUUUCGACGUACAAAGUUAAUCACGUUAUUUUCAAAUACCGUGUUUCUUAUUUUAACGUAGGUAUAUCGUAAAACAUGUAAUCGAUCAUUUCCUCGAUAACUGAAUAUAACGUGAUCUAAAGAAACCAAAAAAAUUGGGAGAGGUUGUUAUUUUAUAUUUCGAAUUAUACCGCGUGUAAACAAUGGGCUGCUUGUAAACGUACUUUUACAUUAUUAUUUACCAGAUACCGCCUGUAUAUUCUUUUUAUACAUGUAUACAUAUUUGUUACACUGUAUCCAUGUCACUGAGAUGUUUACGUUCAGUAGUUCUGUUGAACGAGAUUCACGCGUAACCGUAGGAAAUAUUACCUGCGUAUCAAGUUGUUAGUGCUUUGAACGAAAGCAACAGCGACGCAACUUACAAAGUCAUUGAUUGAUCAAAGAAACGUUUCUUUCACAUUGACUGUAUAAUUAAAUUAGUGAUGCUUAAUUACAAACGCGUGAUAAACUUUAUUUUUAUAGGUACUAUACACAGUAACGUGUAUCUUGAACUUUUGUAUCGUUCAAUCCGACCAUACUGAAUUUCAAUGUGAUUUCAACUGUGAACAUGCGAAAACAAAUGAAGCUGGACUUAAAAUCAAUCUCGAGUUCGACAAAACUCGGAUUUGAGAUUGAAUCCAGCAAACGCUGGAUGGAUAAUCUACUUGACUUAGAAGUCAUGGUGAUAAAAAGCAAUCAGCCUGUGUCCACUAACUUUAUUUUUCUUUUUUAGUACCACACUGCUGUACGUUUAAAAAGAAUUUCGAUCGAUUUCGAACGUAUUUUAAAUGUAUCGUAUAUGCAUAUGUAUGUAUACAUAUGCAUAUGAUAUAAUUUACAUUUAAACGUUUCCUGCGGGGAUAAGGAUAUUUUUAUGUUUUACCGAAGCUUUGCGUGUAAUGUUGCUGAUUUGUUUAAAGAGGAAAAUGAUGCUGUGACAUAGUGAUUUAUUGACAAAAUGCAAAUAUACGAAUAGCGAUUUAAUACAAAUAUAAAUAUUUAG